This is a messenger RNA of Notodromas monacha, 2229 nucleotides long. Lineage: Eukaryota; Metazoa; Arthropoda; Ostracoda; Podocopida; Cyprididae. The record is from the annotation of a GenBank genome assembly.
UAUUCUGCUAAGCAACCGUGUUGGUCUUGACACAGUACAGUACUGUACUGUUCAGAUGUACAGAGGGCUCAUUUAAUAACAUACUACGAUUAGAUGCAAUGACAAAGUAUUAGUGCGAGUGUGUCAGGUGGCGUAGUCUGAUCGAGGGCCAACCUCAUCCGUAAGGAGACGAACGUUUCUCAUGCGGUGAUCAAGCAUAUGUUCAUUAUCGUAUUGGUCUCAUCACGUUGAUAUAUCGCGAAUCAUUGGUCCCAGCGAUCGUUGAUAGAUAUGGACGGGGAAGUUGCCGAAAGUGGUGAAGAUGUAAAAGUUGAUCUAGCAGGGAUUCAGGAACAAGAAAUAGAAGCGGACGAAGGAGAUGAAGAUGCAGCUUAUUUUGUGGACGAAACUGGGCAGUAUUACCGGAUCGAUUCCUCGACUGCUGCUCUUUUAGAGGGAAAUCAGAGCGAGCUUGAAGAAUCUAUUCAGCUUGCUGACGGUACGCAGGCGUCAAUUCUCAAGGGACUCGAUGAAAGUACAGCUACAGGCGCAAAUAAUAGUAAUGCCAGUGGCGAUAGUUCCGAAGAAGCCACGGCCGACGAUUCUCGAGAAGCUGGGAAUGAUGAUGACAUGAACUAUGUUUUGAUCAUGGAUCCAUCAAGCAAUAAGUCCGCGGCAACGUCGCGAUCACCCGUUCGCAGAAGCGCUCGAGCAGCCCGACCAUCAGUCAAAAAGCAGGAAUCUUCCAACUUGGGAGUUUAUGAUUUCGAUGAAGCCGAAGCGGAAGACGCGGUCCCUGGGAUGGAUGAUGCCGACGAUGUCGAAGACGGGGAAGAGGAAGAUUCCAAAGCACCGGUCAAAAUGGAUCGACGAUCGGCGCAAAAUGUUUCCCAGCAUCACACAUGCAACUUCUGUAGUUACACGACUUCUAAAAGGUUGGUCCUUCGUCAUUACAUUAUCGAACGAUACAUCCGAACGGAGUUCUUUCGAAGGUAUUUGUUGUCGCGCCAUCUGAAGACUCAUUGUCAGGAGCGCCCUCAUAAGUGCAGCGUUUGUGAACGUGGUUUCAAGACCCUUGCGUCGCUGCAGAAUCACGUCAACACCCACACUGGUACUAAACCGCACAAGUGCAGAUAUUGUGAAGCUGCGUUUACAACAAGUGGAGAGCUCAUAAGACACAUACGCUAUCGGCAUACCCUUGAAAAGCCUCAUCAAUGUACCGAAUGUGAUUAUUCCUCCGUGGAAUUGUCGAAGCUAAAGCGUCACAUGAGAGCUCACACUGGGGAGCGACCGUAUCAGGUUAUUUACUAUUUUACCGUCCAACAAAUUUUAAACUUGGAUUUGAUGUCCGGAAACAAGCCGUUGUACAAGUGUGAAUUGUGCCCAGCAUCGUGUGGGCGAAAAACUGAUUUGAGAAUUCAUGUACAAAAGCUUCACAUGGCUGACCGGCCGUUAAAAUGCAAGCGUUGCGGGAAAACUUUCCCAGAUCGCUAUUCGUUCAAGCAACAUUCGAAAACUCACGAAGGAGAGAAGUGUUUCAAAUGUGACUUGUGCAAUUACGCUUCUGUGAGCCAACGGCAUCUGGAAUCUCACAUGUUGAUCCAUACUAACCAAAAGCCGUAUCAGUGCGAGCUUUGCCAACAGAAUUUCCGGCAAAAGCAGCUGUUGAAGCGGCACUUGAACUUGUACCACAACCCGCACUACGUGCCACCUGCACCGAAGGACAAAACGCACGAGUGUCCCGAGUGUCAGCGGUCUUUCCGUCAUAAAGGCAACCUCAUCCGUCACAUGGCGUCUCACGAUCCCGACUCGUCGAGUCAGUUGAAGAGUCAAACCUUGAAGUUGGGACGCUCCAGAAAAUUUGGACUGAGUGGGGAAGAAGAUAUGAAACCAAAUCUCUCUCGGAUUAAAGUGGAGAACAAUGGAGAUAUGCUUGAAGUUGAAGGAAAGGAUGGUGAACGUUUCGUUGUGCUCGAAGUUAUCCAAAUGGACGAUGAUCAGCUUGGUGGGCCAGCUGUGCGCGGCAAGCCUAAAAAAACUACCAUUUUUGAUGCGGAUGCGGACGACGAUGAAGACGACAUGGAUGGUGGAGUUGAACCGGAGUUCCGUGCAUCAGGUGUUCGUGGAGCGGUGAAAGAAGAAGUGGAGAUUGAAGAUGAGAAAGCAGACGUUAGCAACUGCUUUGGAUUUGAUGAAGAGGAGGACGAAGACGACGAGGAAGACGAUGAAGAUGAUAUGGGAGGAGACUAA